Equus quagga is the source of this 927-nucleotide messenger RNA. RefSeq names its product taste receptor type 2 member 143-like. Gene Ontology annotation, cellular component: membrane. The transcript has a single exon. NCBI's taxonomy places the organism in Eukaryota, Metazoa, Chordata, Mammalia, Perissodactyla, Equidae. The record is from RefSeq and is a predicted model, not a curated record. Gene Ontology annotation, biological process: sensory perception of taste; G protein-coupled receptor signaling pathway; detection of chemical stimulus involved in sensory perception of bitter taste. The coding region runs from base 22 to 927 and encodes 301 amino acids. Gene Ontology annotation, molecular function: bitter taste receptor activity; G protein-coupled receptor activity.
AGCAGAACGUCCCUGGAGAAGAUGCCCUUCUCACCCAUGUUGAUCUUCGUGGUCAUCUUUUUCCUGGAGACCUUGGCUGCGAUGUUGCAGAAUGGCUUCAUUGUUGCUGUGCUGGGCAGGGAGUGGGUGCGAUGCCGCACACUGCCUGCAUGUGACAUGAUUGUGGCCUGUCUAGCUGCCUCUAGGUUCUGCCUGCAUGGGAUGGCCCUCCUAAACAACCUCAUUGACUCCUUUAACUUUUGUUCCAAAGUUUACUAUUUCAACAUCCUCUGGAACUUUAUCAACAUUCUCACUUACUGGCUUACUGCCUGGCUUGCUGUCUUCUACUGUGUGAAGAUCUCAUCCUUCUCUCAUCCCAUCUUCUUCUGGCUGAAGUGGAGGAUUUCUCGGUCAGUGCCCAGGCUGCUGCUGGGCUCCCUGAUCAUCUCUGUUGUGACAGUCAUUCCAGCAGCAGCUAGCAAUGUAAUUCUUAUACAGAUGAUUGCCUCGCAGAGUUCCCAUGGAAACCACACUCUGGCUGAUAGAGCACAGACCUUCCAUAGGUACUUUUCUCUGUCUAAUUUAGUGCUUGUAUUGUUGAUUCCCUUCCUGCUGUUCCUGGUAUCCACUCUUUUGCUCAUAUUCUCACUGCACCAGCACUUGGGACAGAUGAGGGCCCACAGACCCGGCUCACGUGAUCCCAGCACCCAGGCUCACAUCAUGGCCUUGAAGUCACUUACCUUCUUUCUUGUGUUCUACGCAUCGUAUUUCCUGUCCCUGAUUAUUGCGUUUAUGAAAAUCACAGCCCUGCGGCGUCAGUGGCACUGGGCCUGGGAAGUGGUGACCUAUGCAGGCAUCUGUCUGCACUCCAGCAUCCUGGUGCUAAGCAGCCCUAAGCUGAGAAAUACCCUGAAGACAAAGCUUUGGAAAGCCCUGGACAAAAGGUGA